GUGACCAGGGAGGCUUUUGCAUGAUGUGCAUUAUGCAGAACCACACGAUCCAGGCUUUUGCCAACAGUGGGAACGCAAUAAAGCCAGUACCCUUCAUCCGAGACCUUAAAAAGAUCGCCCGGCACAUCCGCUUCGGGAAUCAGGAGGACGCGCACGAGUUCCUGCGUUACACCAUCGACGCCAUGCAGAGGGCCUGCCUCAACGGCUGCACCAAGUUGGAUCGCCAGACCCAGGCCACGACGCUGGUUCACCAGAUCUUUGGCGGUUACUUGCGGUCGCGUGUGAAGUGCUCGGUGUGCAAGAGUGUCUCGGACACGUACGACCCUUACCUGGACCUGGCGCUGGAGAUCGGGCAAGUCGCAAACAUCGUGCGGGCGCUGGAGCUGUUCGUGAGGCCAGACGUGCUGGGCGGGGAGAACGCCUACAUGUGUGCCAAGUGA
Messenger RNA from Leptosomus discolor (cuckoo roller), 440 nucleotides. The record is from RefSeq and is a predicted model, not a curated record. NCBI's taxonomy places the organism in Eukaryota, Metazoa, Chordata, Aves, Leptosomiformes, Leptosomidae.